AUGUCAGCCCCUGGAGAAACGAACAAGGCCACCGCCGAGAGCGGACCUGAGUCGCCUACUACUGCGCAACCCCUUGAUCUCGAUGAUGAUGAUGAUGUUCAGGAAUCUGGCGUUCUCGAUAGCAACACUACACCCGCUGCUGCGACCAACACCACUACCACCCAGGCUCAGACUCAGGCACCACCACCCACAAACGAGACAGCGCCUCCUAAGCCUCCCCGACCUGUUUCCGAAGCGCAAAAGAAUGAGACUAUACUCAAGGAAGCUUUCCCUACUGUAGAGCUGAGUGUUAUCAAGGCUGUGUUGAGAGCUAGUGGUGGUCGCGUUGAGCCUGCGUUCCAUGCUCUCUUGGAGAUGACCGAUCCUGAUGCUGCGCAAAACGAACCCGCCGACGAAGUCCCCCCGCCUCAACCCCCUAGGCCUCAGAACCGAACUCAGAUGUCGCAAUUGGAGGCAGACGAGCUAUAUGCACGCCAGCUUGCAGAACACUACGACAAUGUUGGUGCCUACGAGUCGCGCACUGCCAACCGAGGUCAAAGGCAGGGUCAGCGAGGUCAGGAUGAAUGGGGUGACGACCGUGAGCACAGCUUCAUUGACGAUGACCUUCCUGUUAUUCGCGAAAACCUACGCAAGGGAUUCUUCGAGACACAGGAAAAGGUCAAUGGAUGGAUUACAAACAUCAAGAAGAAGAUCGAGGAGAACUUUGAUGAGAGUGAAGAGCAGACGCAACGACAAGGAGAGCCCUUCCGUCGUCCCGGAGAGUCCAGCAGGCGAAGCGGUGACUAUGACCGAUAUGAUGCGGAUCCCCAAGUUCUCAGCGAUGAUUUCGCUGGCAUGAAGUUUUCUUCUGAUGGAACUCCCGUGAACCGACCCAUGGCCAAUACUGGCAUGUACAAGCCCCCUCCCCCAUCGACUUCGCCUAAGCCUAGCAACGGCCGACGAGUUGGUUUCAAGGAGGAGACCGAAGAAAUCAAUAUGUAUGACUCUUCACCUAGAGUGCCACCCAAGGAUGCAGCUCCCGCGAUUGGCACAAGGGGAAGCAAGUGGCAGCCCAUGUCGGCGGUUGAGCCAAGCCCUAUCGCAGAAAACGACCCCUUUAGUCUUGGAGAUAGUGAAGAUGAGAGGGAAACACAUCAGAAGACCAAGGACGACAAGACUGAUGACAGUGAUCGCUUGAAGAAGGCUACUGCUGAGGCAAUGGCUGAUAGCCUGAGCGAGUCUAAAGACACCGAGGCAAAGAAGAACUAG
Fusarium mangiferae is the source of this 1248-nucleotide messenger RNA. RefSeq lists its product as uncharacterized. Gene Ontology annotation, cellular component: cytoplasm. Bases 1 to 1248 code for a protein of 415 amino acids. Lineage: Eukaryota; Fungi; Ascomycota; Sordariomycetes; Hypocreales; Nectriaceae. The record is from RefSeq and is a predicted model, not a curated record. Gene Ontology annotation, biological process: ubiquitin-dependent protein catabolic process. Gene Ontology annotation, molecular function: ubiquitin conjugating enzyme binding; ubiquitin binding. The transcript is spliced from 4 exons.